AUGGUUUCAUCCCUUCUUCUGACGGCCGCCUUGGCCGCUGGAGCCGCUGCCGCUCCCGCCAGUUCUCUUCCCGGACACCGCAAGGCCGGCUUCACUGUCAACCAGGUGCGGGCCGUGAACCAUGUCCGCCACGGUCCUUCUGCCGUGGCCAAGACUCUGCUCAAGUUCGGCAAGACCCCCUCCGAUGACCUCCUUGCCACUAUCAAGGCCUUCAAGUCUGAGAGACUCGCCUUGUCCAUUUCCAAGCGGACCAACGGUUCCGCUGUCACCACUCCCGAGCAGUCUGAUAUUGAAUACCUCACUCCCGUGUCGAUCGGUACUCCUGCACAGGUUUUGAACCUUGACUUUGACUCUGGUUCAUCCGACCUUUGGGUCUUCUCGUCCGAGACUCAGAGCAGCGAUGUUUCUGGCCAGAGCAUCUACACCCCCGACGACAGCAGCACUUCGACCCUACUUGACGGAGAGACCUGGGACAUUAGCUAUGGUGAUGGAUCGUCCAGCUCUGGAACUGUCUACACUGAUGUCGUUUCCGUUGGCGGUGUCUCUUUUGACGCCCAGGCCGUUGAGAUUGCCGAGACAGUUUCUGACUCGUUCACUGAGGACCAGAACAACGAUGGUCUUCUCGGUCUUGCCUUCAGCACCCUGAACACUGUCUCCCCCACCGCCCAGAAGACCUUCUUUGAUAACAUCAGAGAAUCUCUCGACUCUAGCCUCUGGACCGCUGACCUAAAGAAUGGCGAGCCCGGAACCUACAACUUUGGCUGGAUCGACGACUCGCUCUACACUGGUGAAAUUGCCUACACCGAUGUCGACUCCAGCGAUGGAUUCUGGAGUUUCACUGCCGACAGCUGGUCGGUUGGUGACAGCAGCUCCAGCGGCAGCACCAGCGGCACUGCCACGUCUUCUGCCGCAGCUCAGGCUACAUCGAGCAAGACAGCAUCCUAUGUGGCCUCUACUUCCGCCUCCCCCUCGUCCCCAAGCGGCUCGGCUGGAUCUAGCUCUGGCCCCGGCUCCGGAUUCGGUGGCGGUCCUGGCGGCUCUGACGGUGGCCGCGGUGGUUUUGGUAGCGACGACUCUGGCUUCGGUGGCGACCUGGGCGAGCUCGCCGAGGCCCUCUCUGGUCUUUUCGGCCGCGACAACAAGGUGGCCCGCGCUGGCUCUGCAUCGACCACGACGACCACCCUUACCGGUAUUGCUGACACUGGUACGACUCUUGCCUUCCUCCCCGCGGAUGUUUGCGAGUCAUACUACAGCUCCGUUUCCGGUGCUCAGUACUCCAACUCGUACGGUGGAUACCUCUUUGACUGCGAUGCCGACCUGCCCGACUUCAACUUUGUGAUUAGCGGCACUACCAUCACCAUUCCCGGCGACUACAUGAACUACGCUGCUGUCGACUCCGCCGAGACUUCGUGCUACGGUGGUAUCCAGCCCGACACUGACAUUGGUUUCUCCAUCUUUGGUGACAUUGCGCUCAAGGCUGCCUUUGUUGUCUUCAAGGAUGACGGCUCUUCCACUCCCCAGAUUGGUUUUGCCAACAAGAACGUGUAG
This is a messenger RNA of Pestalotiopsis fici W106-1, 1548 nucleotides long. RefSeq lists its product as uncharacterized. Bases 1 to 1548 code for a protein of 515 amino acids. Lineage: Eukaryota; Fungi; Ascomycota; Sordariomycetes; Amphisphaeriales; Sporocadaceae. Gene Ontology annotation, molecular function: aspartic-type endopeptidase activity. The transcript has a single exon. Gene Ontology annotation, biological process: proteolysis. The record is from RefSeq and is a predicted model, not a curated record.